AUGGUUGGUGUUUCCUCCGCCAUGUCCACCACGCUCGCGACUCAAACGGCAUACAAUGCGACUUUGAGUCACAACGGCUCCGUUGCCUCCGGCUUGGGUCAGCGGGCUGUCGAACUGCCAGAAUGCGUUGCCCUCUGUAUCAGGAACGAGUUGCCUAAAGCCACAUGCAAUUCCGCGAAUUCAACCUGUAUCUGCACAAGCGAAAGUCUCAACAACGCCAUUGGCGCGUGUGUAAAAGAUGGCUGCACCAUCAUUGAAGCUCUCCCCAUUGACUUGGGAUUUGGCCAAGACAUCUGGAUGAUUUCUCCUGACCAAGUAACACAAAUUCUUUGCAUUUUUUUCUUUUCGGAGAUUAUGUAUGCCAUUGUAAUAACUAUGACGAAAAUUUCUGUUGUGCUCUUUUACCUACGUAUUUUUUACGAGCCAAGUUUUAGAAAAGCCUGCUUGGCAAUCUUCACUAUCACUGUCCUUUUUGGAAUUUGGCAUAUUCUUCAGAUUCUUUUGGUGUCGUGGCCCGUCAGUUAUAAUUGGACAUUCUGGGACGGAAGACACACCGGAAGGGCAUACCUCUCCUUAGUUGAACCCCAUGAGCUGACUGUGACCAAGCGCGGACAUGUCAAAAUCUUCUCUUUCGUCAACGGGGGAAUCAACAUCGCGCUGGAUUUGUCUCUCUGCGUGCUUCCCGUUACUCAAUUUCCUCUCAUAAACGACUGGAAACAGAACUAA
This is a messenger RNA of Colletotrichum higginsianum IMI 349063, 726 nucleotides long. Its product is annotated as Integral membrane protein. The record is from RefSeq and is a predicted model, not a curated record. The coding region runs from base 1 to 726 and encodes 241 amino acids. Lineage: Eukaryota; Fungi; Ascomycota; Sordariomycetes; Glomerellales; Glomerellaceae. The transcript is spliced from 6 exons.